Messenger RNA from Hippocampus comes (tiger tail seahorse), 9647 nucleotides. RefSeq names its product FRAS1-related extracellular matrix protein 2-like. Bases 196 to 9519 code for a protein of 3107 amino acids. Gene Ontology annotation, biological process: anatomical structure morphogenesis; cell communication. The transcript is spliced from 24 exons. Gene Ontology annotation, cellular component: membrane. The record is from RefSeq and is a predicted model, not a curated record. NCBI's taxonomy places the organism in Eukaryota, Metazoa, Chordata, Actinopteri, Syngnathiformes, Syngnathidae.
AUGAAGUUUGGCUCGCCAGUGCACAGACGCUGCGGGAGAAUGGUGCACCUUGGUGGUGGGGGCUGCGCGACGCCGUGUGACUCUUCAACUUUAGUUGUGUGCGUGCUCGUGUGUGCGUGAGUCCCCGUGUGUGUGAAUGUGCGUGUGCGCGAACGCGGUGCAAAGUUAAACCGCGUCUACUCUCUCCAGCUCCAAAUGGGUGCAGUGCCUCCUCCGCGCGCGCACGCGUCCGGCGCGGCUUUUCUCACGCUGGCGCUUGUCCUCACCGCCACGAGCGACGCGCAGUUUGGGAACGACCGAGGGCUGUCCUACGCGCUGAGGUCCGAGCUGUCCGAGGACACGGUGCUGGUGGCCAACAACGGCAUCCGCGUGCCUUUCGGGAGGUCAGCCUUUGUGGACCCCAUCAACGACCUGGUGGUUCAAGUUCAGCCCGGUGACAGGUGCAGCAUCACCGUGCUGGACAAUGACCCUCUGUCCCAGAGGCCCGGGACCUUAACCCCCAAAAAGUUCCUGUGUGAAUUUGGCCCCAACGAUGUCAAGUAUUCCCACUUUGGCUCGCGGAGUCCAGCCAGGGACCGGGUGAGACUGCAGCUCAGGUACGACACGCAGACCGACACCGUUGUGAUCCCUUUCAUGAUGGAGGUGGAGGUGGUCUUCACACAGCUGGAGGUGCUCACCAAAAACAUGCCGCUCACAGUGGAGAAGGUGCUGGGCACCAGCAACCCCAUCGACAGGCGCGUUUUGGAAUUUACAUUUGACAUGCUGGCACAGCGGUGCAGGAUCACCCCCUUGACCAGAGAAGGCGCGUUGCCCCGGUAUGGGGUCUUGGUCGACGAGAGCAACCUGGCCACGGGAAUGACCGACUGCGAGGAAUUCAUCGAGAUGAACCUCCGCUACCGGCACACGUUUCCUUUGAAGUCGCCGAGCAGAGAUUACAUCCCCAUGGUGGUGGAGCUUCAUGACAAGGAGGGCAACCUUCUCAAGCAGGAGUUCUUCCAAAUCUUGGUGAGGAUUAAAGAUGGCGAGGAGAACACGCCACCCAAGCCCAGCUUCCUGGCCAUGAUGAUGAUGGAAGUGGACCAGUUCGUGAUGACGGCACUCACCGGCGACAUGCUGGCCGCCGAGGACGCCGAGUCGGACCCCGAUGAGUUAAUUUUCAACAUCACGUCGCCACUGUCCUACGAGGAGGGCUACAUCGUGAGCACGGACGACAGGAAUUUACCCAUAACGUCCUUUUAUCAGGGUGACCUCAAAGACUUCAAAAUCGCCUACAAGCCCCCCGCGGUGGAUUCAGACAGCGAGCGGAUUUUCCAGCUGGAAUUUGAGGUGGUGGACACGGAGGGGGCCGUGUCGGAUCCUUUCGCUUUCAUGAUCGUCGUGAAGCCCAUGAACACCUUGGCCCCGGUGGUGACCAAGAACACCGGUCAGUUGCUGUACGAGGGACAAUCCAGGCCGCUGUCCAGCUCACAAAAUCUGGAAAUCAGUGAUGAGGACAACCUGGACAAGGUCAAAAUCUCCGUGAUCGACGGCCUGAAACACGGGCACUUAACCGUCUCGGGGUCCGGUGGGAAAUUUUUCACGCCGGCCGACCUCAACGCCGGCCGAGUCAUUUAUCAGCACGACGGCAGCGACACUUACAGCGAUAACAUCGUUUUUCGAAUGACGGACGGCUCGCACGAGGUCGAGUUUCUGUUUCCCAUCACCGUCGUGCCCACCGACGACGAGCCGCCGAUCAUCAACGCCAACACCGGUUUGGUCCUCUUCAAAAACCAAAUGGUGCCCGUUUCAUCCCUCAUGCUCAGCGCGGCCGACAUCGACUCGGAGGACUCCACCAUCAAAUUCGUAAUCCAGCCGCCCUUUUCCCCCAUCGGGCAGGUGCUGCUGCGCCAGGCCGAGGCCCCGGAGGACCCGUCGACAUGGAAGUUCAACGAGGAGGAGGAAAUGUACGAGAAGGCGGUGACCGAAUGGCUGCAGCAGGACGUGACCGACGGCAAAGUCUUUUACAAGCACGUCGGGCCCCACAGCACCCGCACGCUCAUGGAUCAGUUCAAGUUCCGUGUUCAAGAUGACAACGAGCCCCCCAACCGGUCGGAGGAGAGCUCGUUCGUGAUCAAAAUCCUCCCCGUGGACGACCUCCCGCCUGAGAUGCACCCGGAAGCCACGCUGCAAAUGACCGUGCACGAGUAUCAGCUCACGCACUUGCGGAAGAAGUUUCUACGCUACACCGAUCUCGACUCGGAGGAUCGCGACCUCAAGUACGUCAUCGUCCGACCGCCGACGGACACGGACGAGAACAGCCCCGUGGUACUGGGAGCUCUGGUCCUGACCGAAAACCCCGAGGUUGAAGUCACGACUUUCACGCAGGCUCAAAUCAACCAUCACAAAAUAGCUUACAAACCGCCCGAUCUGGAGCUGGGAAUCACCACGCACGUUUUGCAGUUCCGAUACACGGUGGAGGAUGUUUCCGGGAACGGCGCCAACGGCGUUUUCACGAUCUUCCUAAAGCCUGUGGACAACAAGCCGCCGCUGAUCACCAACUCUGGAUUUACAGUGUUGGAGCGGGGCGCGCAUACCAUAACGAGCGCCGAGCUGUAUACCUCGGAUUCAGACACGGACAGCAAACGGAUCUCUUUUACUGUUUCUCAGCCUCCUCGGCACGGGCACGUCCGGUUCAUGUUCGCAGACAUGAUGAGAGGAGACGCAUUUAACCUGGAGGACAUUGACAACGGUCGAGUUUCUUACAUUCACAACGGGGACGAAUCGACGUCAGACUCGGUCCAAAUAGACGUCAGCGACGGGGUCCACGUGGUACCGAUCAACGUAAAGAUUAACGUCAAGCCGAUUGAUGAUGAGACCCCGUCUAUCAGCCUCCCCGCAGGCACCAUCGGCUCCUCGAUCGAUGUCCUGGAGAACGGGGCGACCGAAAUUACCAGUCACGUCAUUCAGGGGAGAGACGAGGACACGGACGACCUGCGUCUGACCUUUAUCGUGGAGGAUCCGCCAUCGCUCGGCCAAAUUCUGGUCCGAGGGGUCCCUUCGGCCAUGUUCACCCAGGCCGAUAUCAUCAACGGCCACGUGAUCUACGCCCACACCAGCGGCGAAUUGGGUUUCACCACGAGAGAAGACAUUUUCACUUUAACUCUGACGGACAUGUCUGACGAAUGGACGGUAGGAGGCAAUAAGAUUACUGGAGUCAGAGUGCGGGUGACGAUUCUGCCCCUGGACAGCCAGGCCCCGGAGGUCUUUGUGGGCAAGCUCUUUUCCGUCCUGGAGGGUGAGAAGAAUGCCAUUCAGACUCAUCAUAUCAGCGCGGAUGAUAUGGACACGCUCGUCGAGGACCUCCUGUGCACCAUCAUCGUGCAGCCGACUUCGGGCUACGUUGAAAAUAUCUCCCCGGCCCCCGGGUCCGAGAAAUCCAGGUCCGGCGUGGCUGUCAGCGCUUUCACCAUCAAGGACAUUCAGCGCCAUCACAUUUACUAUGUUCAAAGCAUCCACAGAGGAGCGGAGCCAGUAGAGGACAGGUUCACAUUCAGAUGCUCCGACGGAAUCAAUUUCUCAGAGAAGCACUUUUUUCCCAUUUCCAUCAUCCCCGCGAAUGACGAGAAGCCCGAGAUUUACAUGAGGGAGUUUGUCGUCAUGGAGGGCAUGAACAUCGUGAUCGAUACCCCCAUCCUGAACGCCGCCGACGCCGACGUCCCUUCUGACCAACUCACGUUCGUCAUCACCAGACCCCCCGCGCACGGAUUUGUUCUCAAUCAACUGACCACCGGCACCGUGCCCGUGUCCAACUUCACCUUGGAGCAGAUCAGGGAGGCCUCCAGCAUCGUUUAUGAGCACGAUGAUACGGAGACCACGCAGGACAGCUUCGACGUGCUCCUCACCGACGGCAAGUUCAGCGUGCAGAAAACCGUGAUCGUCAUGAUCAUCCCCGUGGACGACGAGACGCCCAGGAUGGAGAUCAACGACGGUCUCGAUGUUGAAGUGGGCGACGUAAAAGUCAUCAACGGCAACAUUUUAAGGGCCACCGAUCUGGACUCGGAGGACAGCGCGCUGACGUACGUCGUUCGCUACGCGCCCGGGCAGGGUUAUUUGCAGAAAACGACGGCGAGCGGCGUGCUGCAAAACAUAACCGCCGGGAUGAAUUUCACCCAGGCUGAUUUGGACCAGGGUUUCAUCAUUUACGUGCACAACGGCCAGGAGGGUGUCCGAGACCUCAUCAAAUUUGACGUGACAGAUGGCUUCAACCCUUUAAUUGACCGAUACUUUUAUGUGACGGUGGGCGGCAUCGACAUGGUCUUCCCUUACGUGGUCAGUAAAGGCGUGUCCCUGAAAGAAGGCGGCCGGGUCACUCUGACAACAGACCUGCUCAGCACCAGCGACCACAACAGCCCGGAUGAGCACUUAAUUUUUACAAUCACCCGCGCUCCGGUGCGAGGCCACCUGGAGUGCACGGACACGCCCGGAAUGCCCAUCUCGUCCUUCACGCAGCUUCAGCUGGCAGGCAACAAAAUCUACUACAUCCACACCGCCGACGACGAGGUGAAAAUGGACAGCUUCGAGUUCGAAGUGACCGACGGCUACAACCCGGUCUUCCGCACCUUCCGCAUAUCCAUCGCGGACGUGGACAACAAAAAGCCGGUGGUGACGGUGCACGGCAUGGUGGUGACGGAGGGCGAGAACAAGCUCGUCACACCCUUCGAGUUGACGGUGGAGGACAGAGACACCGCGGACCGACUCCUGAAGUUCACGGUCACCCAGAUCCCCGUUCACGGGCGCCUGCUCUUCAACACCACCCGGCCCGUCACCUCCUUCACCAAGCAGGACCUGAACGAGAACAUGAUCAGCUACAAGCACGACGGAACCGAGAGCGCCGAGGACAGCUUUUCCUUCACGGUCACGGAUGGCACCCACGUUGACUUCUACGUCUUCCCGGACACUGUCUUCGAGACCCGAAAGCCCCAGGUCAUGAAGAUUAGCAUCCUCCCGUUGGACAACGGCGUGCCGCAGAUCGUGGUCAACAAGGGCGCGCCGACGUUGCGGGUUCUAGACGGCGGGCGCCUGGGCUUUGUGAUCACCAACAAGUUCCUGAAAGCGGAAGACCGAGACAGCGCGCAGGGUUCCGUGCUCUUUCGUAUCACCGCUCCGCCGCAGCAUGGCUACCUGAUCGACGCGAGCAAAGGGAAUGCCACGGUCACCGCUUUCAGACAAGCGGACAUCAACGACAUGACCAUCUGCUACGUCUUGAGGGAGGGCGCCGGCGCCACCAACGACGUCUUCCAGUUCUCCAUCGAAGACAGCGGCGGCAACAAACUGAGGAACCAGCAGUUCCGUCUCAACUGGGCCUGGAUCUCACUGGAGAGGAGUCACUACGUGGUGGACGAGGAGCUCAAGUUCCUGGAGGUGGUGUUGAAACGUCGAGGCUACCUGGGGGAGACCUCCUUCGUUAGCAUCGGCACCAAAGACGGAACGGCCCUCAAGGAUAAAGAUUUUCGCGGCAAAGCUCAGAAGCAGGUGCAGUUCAACCCGGGUCAGACCGCCGCCACCUGGAAGGUCCGCAUCCUGCCAGAUAGCGAGUACGAGGUGUCCGAGGCCUUCCAGAUUGUCCUCUCCGAGCCCGUGAUGGCCGUCCUUGAAUUCCCAGAGGCUGCCAGCGUGGAGAUUGUGGACCCUUCUGACGGUCAGUCACUGGAUUUUACCCUCGAUAUGCCGUCAUGCGCGUACAGCAUCGAGGAGGACGUCGGCGAGCUGAUGGUGCCAGUGAGGCGCAGCGGCGAUGUGAGCCAGGAGCUCAUGGUGGUCUGCUUCACCCAGCAAGGGUCAGCCACUGGCACGGUGCCCACCACCGUGCUGUCGUACUCGGAUUACAUCUCGCGGCCGGAGGACCACCACAGCGUGCUGCGCUUCGACAAGGGUGAGGUGGAGAAGCCGUGCCGCGUGGUGAUCAUCGACGACUCGCUCUACGAGGCCGAGGAGAGCUUCAACGUCACGCUCAGCAUGCCCAUGGGCGGCCGCCUGGGCGCCCGCUUCCCCGGCGCCACCGUCACCAUCGUGCCCGACAUGGACGACGCCCCCAUCUUCUACUUUGGCGACAGCGACUACCACGUGGAUGAGAGCGACGGCUUUGUGGAGGUGCGGGUGUGGAGGACAGGAAGCGACCUGUCCAAAGCCGGGACCGUCACUGUGCGCUCCCGAAAGACGGAUCCGGUCUCGGCGGAGGCUGGAGCGGAUUACGUAGGGAUCAGCCGGAAUCUGGACUUUGCGCCGGGCGUCGCCAUGCAGACGUUGCGCGUGACCAUCCUGGACGACCUGGGCCAGCCGUCGCUGGAGGGCCCCGAGCGGUUUGAGCUGGUGCUGCAGAUGCCCGUGAACGGCCUACUCGGGGAGCCCGCCAAGGCCGCCGUCCUCAUCAACGACUCCGUGUCAGACCUGCCGAAGGUGCAGUUCCGCGACGCCGUCUACGCGGGCGACGAGAAGUCGGGGCGGAUUUCGGCAACGGUGUACCGGAGCGGCGACAUCGGCCACAAGUCCACCGUGCGAUGCUACAGCAGGCAAGGGACGGCCCAGGUCAUGAUGGACUUCGUCGAGAGGCCCAACACAGACGCUUCCGUCGUCACCUUCCUACCAGGGGAGGUGGAGCAGCCUUGCGUCCUGGAGUUGGUUGACGACACGGAGCACGAAGACGAGGAGGAGCUGCGCCUCGUGCUCGGAAGCCCAAAAAGCGAUUCUCCCUUCGGCGCGUCCAUCGGACGGCGCAACGAAACACUCAUCAGAAUCAAAGACGAUGCCGACAAGCCCGUCAUCAAAUUUGGCGAGACCAAGUUCAGUGUGAACGAACCCAAGGAACGAGGCCAAGUGUCGGCGGUGAGAAUUCCCGUGCUGCGCGUGGGCGACUCCUCCAAGGCGUCCGUCGUCCGAGUCCACACCAAAGACGGAUCCGCCACCUCGGGGGAGGACUACCAUCCCGUUUCAGAGGAGCUCGCGUUCCGAGAAGGGGACACGCUGCGCUACGUGGAGGUGGAGGUUUUAUACGACGGCGUCAGAGAGAUGAGGGAGGCCUUCACCGUGCACCUGAAACCAGAUGAGAACAUGGUGGCGGAGACGCAGCUGACCAAAGCCAUCAUCUACAUCGAGGAGAGCAACAGCAUGGCAGAUGUUACCUUCCCCUCGGUGCCCAGGGUGCUCUCUUUGCUUCACUACGACGACUUCGACAAGCACGGAGAUUUUCUCCCUGCGGCCGGCUACCCCGUCGUUUGCGUCACCGCGUGUAACCUCAAAUACCCGGACUACGACAAAACGGGCUCCAUCUGCGCGAGCGAGAACAUCAACAACACUCUGACGCGCUACCGCUGGCUCGUCAGCGCCCCCAAGGGCCCGGACGGCGUCACCGGCCCGAUGCGCGAGGUGGACUUCGACACCUUCUUCACCUCGUCCAAGCUCAUCACGCUGGACGCCAUCUACUUCCAAGCGGGCUCCAGGGUGCAAUGCGCCGCCAGGGCCGUCAACUCGGACGGCGACGAGGGGCUGGAGCUCAGCAGCCCCGUGGUGACCAUCAGCACGGACGAGGGCAUGUGCCAGCCUCGCGUAGUGGGCACGGUGGGAGCCGAGCCCUUCUCUGCCAAGCUGCGCUACACUGGAGCCGAGGACCCCGACCAUCCCAACCUCAUCAAAUUGACUGUCAACAUGCCUCACAUUGAUGGUAUGCUACCCGUGGUGUCCACCCGCGCCUUGUCCAACUUCGAGCUCACCCUCAGCCCGGACGGCACCCGCGUGGGCAACCACCGCUGCUCCAACCUGCUGGACUACUCGGAAGUCCAGACGCGCCACGGCUUCCUCAGCAACGCCACCAAGAACCCGCAGGUGAUCGGCGAGACGGCGCCCUACCAGUACAGCGCCGCCCUGAGGGGCGCCAGCACGCUGCGCUUCUACCGCAACCUCAACCUGGAAGCGUGCUUAUGGGAGUUCACCACCUACUACGACAUGUCCGAGCUGCUCAGCGACUGCGGCGGAACCAUCGGCACUGAUGGGCAGGUAUUGAACCUGGUCCAGUCCUACGUGACGCUGCGGGUGCCGCUCCACGUGUCCUACGUGUUCCACUCGCCCGUGGGGUCCGGCGGCUGGCAGCAUUUUGACCUCCAGUCCGAGCUGAGGCUGACUUUUGUGUACGACACCGCCAUCUUGUGGAGGGACGGCAUCGGCAGUCCGCCGGAGGCCGAGCUCCAAGGCUCGCUCUACCCGACCAGCAUGCGUAUUAACGAGCAGGGACGCCUGGUGGUCAACUUCCGCACCGAAGCUCGCUUCCGAGGCCUGUUUGUCUCUCGGCAUCCUGCCUCCGCCCUCACCUCCGUGGUCAUGUGCGCCGACCACCCCGGCCUGACCUUCAACCUCAGCCUGGUGCGUAGCGAGCCCACCUACAACCAGCCCAUCCAGCAGUGGACCUUCGUCUCCGACUUUGCCGUACGUGAUUACUCGGGCACGUACACGGUGAAGCUGCUGCCGUGCACGUCGCCACCAGGCCUGGAGUUCGCCUUCCCGCCCUCGUGCAACCCCAGAGAGCCCGUCAGCUUUGACCUGGACAUCCGAUUUCAGCAGGUGAGCGAUCCCGUGGCUGCGGAGUUCAGUCUGAACACAGAAAUGAUGCUGCUCUCCAAAAAGACCCUGUGGCUCUCGGACGGCUCCAUGGGCUUUGGCCAGACCAGCGACACGGCUUUCGCGCAAGGCGACACCAUCUACGGACGCGUCAUGGUGGACCCCGUGCAGAAUCUGGGCGACUCCUUCAUCUGCAACAUUGAGAAAGUGUUCCUGUGCACGGGCGCGGACGGCUACGUGCCGAAGUACAACCCAAAUGGCUUUGAGUUUGGCUGCCUGGCUGACGCGCCGUCGCUACUCUACAGAUUCAAAAUUAUUGACAAAGCCCAGCCCGAGACCCAGGCCGGCUCUUUUGGAAACGUGGCCUUCAGCGCCCGCCUGGCCGUGGACGACCCGGCCGCGCUACCUCUGGUCAGGCAGCCUGGAUCAGAUGGAUUCAGCAUGGAUUCCGCUGCCCUCUUCCAGGUGUCCGCCGGUCGAGAGUGGUUCAUCCACACCAUCUACACAGUGCGCUCCCGGGACAACGCCAACCGUGGCAUCGGCAAGCGGAGCCUGGAGUACCACGCGCUCAGCCGGCACCGCCGGGCCGCCGACGUCGAGGAGAUCGGCGCCGACAACAACCGCGGCACCAACAUCCUCCACAUCGCGCUGAACCGCAGAGCGCGCGACGCCGGCGCCGCCGACCUCGCCAGAGAGGUCCUCGUCCCCGACGGGGUGGUCCCGCGCGAGCUGGGCGACGCCGAGGACGGCGCCGACGAAGACGGGCCAGUGCUGAUGGUGGGCGUGGCGGUCGGGAUGCUGCUGGCCGUCCUGGUGGUGGUGCUGCUGGUGGCGCUGGUGCGGCACAAGCGUGAUGCCAAGGAUGCGCCCGCCCCGUUGGCAAGCGGCCAGCCAAUGGUGACGCAAGCACUCGGUGACAGCUCUGAAGUCUGAAUGAGCGCCUCGUGGUAGAAGAUCCGGUUCCAACAAGGACUAGUAAGCGCAUAUUGUAAAGGAAACAAAACAAUGGAGUGUGUGUGCGCGUGCGUGUGUGUGUGUGUGUGUGUGUGUGUGUGUGUGUG